CUCUCUUUCUCCAGCAGUGAGUGGCUGCGCGCGGGGAUAGGGAUGUGUGUGUGGGUUAUGGCGCUGGGGUGAAGUUGUUGGGCAUGGACGCGGCCAGGAAGCAGGAUAUUCUCGCUGCUGCUCUUGUUUAGCUAACUAAGCUUCCCAGGUCAACAGCGGAACAGGAAAAAGCCCACUUGUGAAUGGAGAGCGGGAGAGCUUUAGUUUUAACGCUAGUUUAAACGGGAAACGACCGCGGAGCAGUGAAAGACUUGGAACAGCCUGACAAGCUAACUAACCUAGAGUUAACUACUUUUGAGAGGAGGCUGAUUUUCAAAGCCGUUAGAAAGUUGAGCUGGACCCGGAGAGACGAUAUGGAGCGGUGGGGCUGAACUGGAGUUUCCCACGUCGACUCUCUCCCUCUCUCUCUGUUUCAUUCUUUCUGAGCUCCUUUUCUGCGUGUUUGUGUUUUUGUUGACGUGCUGACUGACUGAAAAAGCAGCAGACAUGCCGGCGAAAACCAAGUACAAUUUAGUGGACGAUGGGCACGACCUGCGGAUUCCUUUGCAUAACGAGGAAGCCUUCCAACAUGGCAUUAAUUUCGAGGCAAAGUAUAUUGGUAGUCUGGAUGUGGCGCGACCCAACAGCCGUGUGGAAAUAGUUGCAGCCAUGAGAAGGAUACGGUAUGAAUUUAAGGUAAAGAACAUCAAAAAGAAAAAGGUUAACAUCAUGGUGUCUGUGGACGGGGUCAAAGUUGUGCUGCGUAAAAAGAAAAAGGUUAGAAGGUCAAGGUGGGGUCUAGAAGAGCAAGACAACUUUCAGAAACAACUGGUACCGAAAAAAGAAUGGACUUGGGAUGAGAGCAAGAUGAUGGUAAUGCAAGAUCCCAUUUACAGGAUAUUCUACGUAUCCCACGACUCCCAAGAUUUGAAAAUCUUCAGUUAUAUAGCCAGAGAUGGGCAGAGCAACGUGUUCCGAUGCAACGUCUUCAAAUCCAAGAAGAAGAGCCAGGCCAUGCGGAUUGUGCGGACAGUGGGUCAGGCGUUCGAGGUUUGCCACAAGCUUAGCCUGCAGCACACCCAGCAGAAUGCAGAUGGCCAGGAGGAUGGAGACAGCCAGAAGACCUGCACAGACUCCGGAGUACAAGAUCGUGAGCUGACCGGGGCUGAAAAGACGGCGGCGGAGGAGACGGACAUUGACGCCGAGGAGCUGCCUCUGCCUGACAGCACUGUGGAUGAAUUCAGCCGUGGGGUGACUGACCUGGAUGCUGCCAAAAAGGAGGAUGAUGUCACUAUAGACAAAAACCUCUCUGAAGAUGCGUCCAUCCUGCUGGCUUCUCCUAAAAUGCUGCUUCCCUCGGGCAGUCAGCUCCCAGCCGGAACACCACUGUCCUCCCACCACCAGCUCCAGCUUAUGCAGCAGCAGCUCACUCAACAGCAGCAGCAGACCCACGUGGCUGUAGCUCAGGUUCACCUACUGAAAGACCAGCUCUCAGCAGAAGCAGCAGCCAGAAUUGAGGCACAGGCACGUGUCCACCAGCUUCUGCUGCAGAAUAAGGAUCUUCUCCAGCACAUCUCCCUGCUGGUCAAGCAGGUCCAGGAGCUGGAGCUAAAGAUGGCUGGUCACGGCUCCAUGGGAUCUCAGGAUAGUCUGUUGGAGAUCACGUUCCGCGCGAACGUCCCCCCAGUCAUCUGCGAUCCCACAACCCCGCGGCCUGAGGACUCCAUCUUCCCACCAUUGAAUGACGGAACUCAGCUCUCGCUGCCGCUGGGCAGUCCUUUAGUUGACCAAAGCAUGUUUGAGAAUUCCAAUGCAGCCGAGCAGCAGAAGCAGAGUCUGAGGAUGGCCGGAGUCGUUUCCUCCAGCCCUGCCGGACAAAAGAGUGGAGGCAGUAGCAGCCAGCACCUGAAAAACCUGGGCAAGGCCGUCGGAGCUAAGGUCAAUGACCUGCUGCGCCGCAAAGACCCCAGCAGCCUGGGGGACAUCGGGGUCACAGAGGUUAACAAGAACGUGGAGGCAGUGUGGGCCAGCCUGACCGAGAUGGGCCUUGGCACAACCGCUAACAGUCACAUGUCUUUGGACUCCUUCCCGCGCCUGGAUCCUCCACCUCCCACCAGCAAGAAGCGGCUUCCUCGAGCUUUAAAGACCACUCAGGACAUGAUGAUCUCAUCUGACCCAGUGGUAGCCUCCCCAGAGGUCUCCGACUCCUCCCUCCUGUCCUCCCCAGAUAAGAGCUGCCUCAUAUCAUCAAGCAAGGCCCAGGAUCAAUUCCAGCCCUGCCUCGAAGAGCCAGGCCUGGAGCCAGAGACACCUUCAGCAGCCAGCACGCCUCUGGAGAUCCAGAUAAAGGAGGAGAGUGGAUCAGCAGAGGUGAAAGGGCAGUGUGGCAGUACAGAUGCUGUGCAGAUGGCAGACGGGCUGAAGGAGCUUGACGCUGCGAAGGAAGACCAGUCUCAGGUGCUGCGCUCCGUUCCUGACCUCAUUCACAAGGAUAACCUGGAGCUGAAACAAAAACUGAACAGUAUGGAGUCGAGAAUGGCCUCCACACCUUGCCCGGGGAAAGGAGGCUGUCGCAUCAGCCUGAGCGAGGGGGAGCUCCUGGAAAACGGUUCAGUGGACUAUAAAAGCUCCAGGAGAAGCUCCAACAUGGAGAACGAGGAACCACACCCAGACCUGCUUUCAUUUGAGUAGUAGUAAGUCUUAUCAUGCUGAGGACAGCACCAGCAUCAUCAGUGGAAAGUCAUUCUCAAGCAACCCCCAACUGAGGUUAUUCUGAGGUGCUGGUGCUGAUGGUGCACAAUUCUACAGGUUUCCAUAUGUGUUCUAUGAGGGAACCAAGCAACAUGCUACAUGGCUUUGUCUUUCUAAUAUUUCUAUGAACCAGUCUAUAUUUCCUGUGUAUGCACUAUAACAUCUUUAUUAUGCUUUAUAGCUUAUCUCUACUACAGAUGUAUUUUUAAAUUAUAUUUUACAGAUCUAAUUUCUUAGAAAACAAAAAAUCACUACUUUAGAUUUGUUCAAUCACGUAUUAUUACCGUCAGUUGUGUAUUUUAGCUUUAAAUCGUAUUAGUUUUACAUGUUUUAUGCUAAAGAAUUGAAACUGCCAGCUCGUCAAUAGAAACCAAAGCCAAAACAAAGCACAUUUCCUAUGUUGUAAUACCUCUGAAUCUGUUCACGUACAUCACAUCACAUAUCCUCUGCAGGCAGCUUUCCUGUAUUGGAUACGUUGUUUCACACCAAAGUUUGCUUCCGUCAAAACUACAAGCUCAGCUUCUCCCAGAAAUUCCCAUCACCAGCUAUAGGAGUAAGCCUCCAACCCCGGGCUAAGCCUGGUAAAGCAUAAAAUAGCUGAUGGUGGCGCUUUGUUUUGUGUUUUGACUGUUUAAUUUGAUGGAGGCCUAUGCAUUCGCAGUCAGGCAGAACAUGCGGGAGGAAUUAGAAGGACACAUGAGGAAUGUAGGGGCUGAAUUCCUGAAGGGUAGAGAAGGCUUUGUUAAGGUCUUUACGCUUUUGAAAGAGUCAAACAACCUGAACAAUAUACUGACAUGGAGUCUGUAUAAUGUACUAGGUAUUAGGGUGUUUUCACGCCAAUAGUCAGUUUGCAAUGGUCUGAAUCAGUUAAUGAGCUUGUAAACUUGGUGCGUUUUUUUUUUCUUUUUGUUUUUCACACCAAGGAAAAGAAAAAAAAUCCAGCACACUUGAGGCUGUGUGUCACAACAGACUAAACCCUUAUCCACACAUACACUUCAGAAAAUAUCUGGAGAAUCAGGUCUUGACUUUGUACGAGUACAACAACAAACAACAAAAUGUUUAAAUCCACAAUAUUAGGGGUAGAAUGGAAAGGAUUAAGCAUUGCCGAGUAGCUAGCCAGCACACUCGGAGAAAAGCGCAGUGACUCAGUUCCGAUACAUCAGCUCACAGACGUCUUAUGCUGAUCAACAUCACCCUAGGAGUGAUGAAGGGAAAGAGUGCCAUCUAGCCCCCCAGAGAGAGCCAUGCUCUCUCAGUUGUGCUCUCUCAGGGCUCCGGCAGCUGAUGACAAGCUGCAUGACCAGGAUUCAAACCAGCGAUCUCCCGAUCACAAUUGGCAGCUCUUUAGAGCGCUGGACCACUCGGUGCCCUGAGAUGAUGUUUUGAAGAACUUUGACUCAUACCCACAAUAAAUUUUCUGGAACAUUCCCUGCUCUAUUCACACAUGCAUGAGCUCACUCAGACAUGAUCCUCAAAUUUUGUUAGGGAACUACCAGAAAGAGAUCUGGACGAUGUCCAAAGCAGUUAACACCAACAUUUGCGUUCACACAUGCCACCGCUCUAGAUAAAUCUAGAAAAGUUCUGGAUUUCAGUUGCUGUAUUGAAAGGGGGCUUAGGAUGCUGGCUCAAGAAUCACGAGUUCAAAUCACAAGUUCAUCACUUCUGUUAUGGUUUAGCUAGAACAGGCUUCUGUUGGCAUAUGUAUCAGAGCUGGGAAUGGUGCUGCCAUUGGCCUUAUGGUAGAUGGCUGCCUAGUGUUGCUGCAUUGGCGACAGUUUAAAAAAAAAGUGAGUGUCUGGCUUCACAUGUAUCUGAGGAGACAUUUGCUAGCCCUCACCCUCCUAGUGUUUGAAGCAUUACUUGUGAUAGUCCUAAUGCGUAAAUGGGUGGAUCAUUUGAUUCAACUAAACGUGUUUGAAAAAAUAUAUAUAGAAAAAUACAACAAACGUGAGAAUGUUCUCUCCUCCUAUUGGUCAGAUCUGUCUGGGGCAGGAGCAAGAAGGUAAAUACAGGAAAAAUGUCCUGUGCUCUGGACUAGGGCCUAUUUCUGUUCAGUUUAACACAGCAAUAAUAGAGAUGGGUCAAACUGAGGCCAGAUCACAUUCUCCUCAACUCAAACACACUUCUCCAGAGUUAGUUUGAAACCAGACUGAGAUCACUUCCUGUCAAGGGUCUCAGUGUGGUUGUGUUGGUCCACAUCCAAAUACAAUUACUGUAUUCACACCUGACCAAACAAAUUACACAUCCAAGUGCAUUUACUGUAUUCACACCUGUCCAAACUAAUUCUGAGUUCACAUAAACCAGAAUAAAAUGUGCUGGUGUGAAAACGCCCUUAGUAAUUAAAUUACUCAGUAUGAAUAUACAGUGUAAUGUGACUCUAAUGAAAAUUAAUAACUGGAAAGAAGAAUCUCUAUUUCAGUCAUUUUUGAGACACACUAGGUAAGGCAGCACUGGAAUAGAAGGCUCAGAGCAGGUUUUUUGGCACCGUUAGAACUGGUUUUGCAUGACCGAGUUUAUAGGAUCUUACAGUGGCUGUGGGUUUGUCAUGGCAAUAAUCGUUAAAGUGAUGGCAGGCUUGUGAAAUGGCACUAAUGAGGCGUCCGUCAGCGGAAAGGUAUGAGAACAGGCUCAGAGUAGCCGAGGAAUGUCGGAACUCUGCACGAAUCUCAGCUGACCUCUUGUCUUCAGAGGCAGCUACUGAUUCCCCAAACCCUCAAGAGAUGCUUUCAGUGUUGAACUAAUUUUUGUCUUUCAGACGCACUUCAAGAUCAUAUAUACAUAAAAAGUGGUGCACAAAAAAGUGCAGGCAUCCUUAGGUAAAAUCUCUGUUACUGUGAAUUAGGGGUGAGCGAUAUGACCCUAAUAAUAUAACAAUAUUUUAGGUUAUUUUUGUGAUAACGAUAUUGUUGGCAAUAUGGCAAAAUGUUGAAAAAUAUAUAUUUUUUACUUACUAAUUUCAAAAACUUAGUACUGCAACAUAUGUAGUACCAGUAGAUUAGUUUCAAACAUUCAGUAGAAACAAAACCAUUGUUAAGGUUUGCGCAUCAAAACAGUAUAUUUAGUGCAUGCAUAUGAAUGUCAAAAUAUACCCAUAAAACAUCACAGUAAAUUGCAAAACAAAUACAAAAUAGACUGCGUUCAAGGAAUAUUAUCUCAACAAAAUGUGUAGUUUCACAAAUUAUACAGAUAUUAUAUAGAAAUUAUGUAGACAUUGUGAACAAUAUGAACAACUAAAGUAAAUAAAA
Astyanax mexicanus (Mexican tetra) is the source of this 5975-nucleotide messenger RNA. It is a transcript of the gene nos1apa, whose product is annotated as nitric oxide synthase 1 (neuronal) adaptor protein a. The record is from RefSeq and is a predicted model, not a curated record. The transcript is spliced from 13 exons. Lineage: Eukaryota; Metazoa; Chordata; Actinopteri; Characiformes; Acestrorhamphidae. Gene Ontology annotation, molecular function: nitric-oxide synthase binding. The coding region runs from base 487 to 2670 and encodes 727 amino acids.